AUGACCUCUCAGUCAGAGCGUGACGCUCAGUUCAACGCCCUCAUCGAUGUCCUGCACAGUGUCAAAAGCGACAUAUUCGACCCCUUCACCAUCACUCGAACAUACUACGAGUCUGCCGGAAUUCAGAUCGGCGUCGAUAUUCUGAUUCCUCGUCGCCUCAAAAGUCAGAACCCGCCAGUCAUCGUCAGAAUCCACGGCGGCUUUCUGAUCACCGGCUCAAGUUUGUUUCCGGCUUGGUUCUCCAAAUGGGUUCUCGACUUUGCAGAAGAGCAAGAUGCCGUCAUCAUUAGUCCCAACUACAGACUUCUUCCUGAGGUCAAGGGUCGGGAUAUUAUUCAUGACAUGGGCAACUUCUGGAAUUGGGUGCACUGCGGAGGCCCUUCGCGUCAUCUCGCAGCAAUUGGGCAACAAAAGCUUCAAUUAGACCUCAUCAGAACGCUUGUCGUUGGCGAAAGUGCUGGCGGAUAUCUGGCUUUACAGUCUGUGCUGUCAGGCUUUGUGAGACCCAAGGCGAUUAUAGCUCUUUAUCCAAUGGUCGACAUGAAAGCGGCUCACUUCACCGAGUCCUACGCCAAAUCAAUUGUUGGUAUACCAAACUAUCCUAACGAAGAUGUCAACAAGUUCCUUUCGGCCACCGUUGUCAAGCCUGGAAUCACCGAGGCAGAUCCACCCGUGAGACUUGAUUCGGCAAUGGCAGUUGUGCACAAUGGGCGGUAUCUGGAACUUCUCGGUGAGGACUCUGACUUGUUCAUCCUUGAGCGAAUCAAGAGGAUGGCCUUGAGUCCUUCGAAUUAUGAAAAGUCUUUGUUUCCGCCAUUGUUUCUACUUCACGGCGAGGGGGAUACAGCAGUGCCUGUUGAUGGCACCCGGAAGCUAGUUGAUUGCCUGCAGCGGUUGGACCAAAGUACUCAGAUCCAUCUGGCGGUCCGGCCUGGGGACCAUGGUUUUGACUUUAAAGCUACCAUUGAUGAGCCUUGGUUGAGGGAGGGUUUGAAUUUUAUUGUGAGUCCAUGGCUAGAUAGUAAAAGUCUCAUAUAG
Messenger RNA from Fusarium musae, 1038 nucleotides. RefSeq lists its product as uncharacterized. Gene Ontology annotation, molecular function: hydrolase activity. The transcript is spliced from 3 exons. The record is from RefSeq and is a predicted model, not a curated record. Lineage: Eukaryota; Fungi; Ascomycota; Sordariomycetes; Hypocreales; Nectriaceae. Bases 1 to 1038 code for a protein of 345 amino acids.